UCUCCACACUCUUUUUUUUAUUAUUAUUUAUUUUAUUCCCACUGCCUUUCUCUCGUCUGCACCCAGGCAUUGUUUCAUAAAACCGAAGAAAAGAAAACAUAGCUCAGAUCAUAAUACUAGAUGAGCACAAGUUCCCCUAAAACACAUCGGUCCCAAGCCGCCUUGUUGAAUCAAAUAUACGAAACAAUGAACAAAUCACCCCUGAUGAAAAAAGUUCUCAAUCUCUUCAAAAAGACUCAUGAGACUAACGAUGAGUCGCCACCUUAUCCCGCUGACUUGGAACGAACUUACCGAAUCUCAAAGAGAGUGUUAGGCGUUGGUUCAUUCGCCGUUGUCAAGGAAUGCUUCCACAAACAAACAGGUCAACCAUUCGCUCUCAAGAUCAUUCUCAAGAAAGCUAUCGCUGGCAAAGAACAUAUGCUAAGCAGCGAGUUAGAUAUUCUAAAGCAAGUACGACACCCCAAUGUAGUAUCCAUGCAUGGGCUCUAUGAAAGCAAAGAGGCUGUUUACAUUGUCACUGAUCUUGCUGGUGGUGGUGAACUAUUCACUCAAUUGCUUGCGAAGGGUAACUAUACCGAGAAGGAUGCCUCGGCCAUGGUUAAACAAAUAUUAGAAGGUGUUGAGUACCUUCAUAGUUUGGAUAUUGUUCAUAGAGACUUAAAACCAGAAAAUUUAUUAUUUCAAACACCUGACGAACACGCAAACUUAAUGAUCACCGAUUUUGGCCUGUCCAAGAUUCUCAAAAAUCAUGAUGAUAUCUUGACAACUGCCUGCGGAACACCAGGUUAUGUGGCACCAGAAGUCCUGCUGCAGACUGGCCAUGGCAAGCCUGUUGAUCUGUGGAGUCUAGGUGUUAUUACCUUCACUUUGCUGAGUGGAUAUACUCCAUUUUGGGGAGAAGACCAAGCCGCGCUCUUUGAAUCCAUUAUGUCUGGAAAAUACGAAUACGACGAAGAAUAUUGGUCUGAUAUUUCAGAUGCCGCCAAAGACUUGAUAGACAAAAUGCUGACCUUCAACCCCUCCAAGCGGAUAACAGCAUCCGAGGCUCUCAAGCAUCCAUGGAUUACAAAUGAACAGAACGCGGUAGCAAGAGACGAACCUAAUCUGAUCGGCAACGUACGCAAGGGUUUCAACUCUAAGCACUCGUUGCAGACCAUCGUCACGGCUAUCUCGGUUCUCAAUCACUGGAAAAAUUUGGAGGAUGACUCUGAUGUUGAGGAGAAGGAACCUCGGUCUAAACGUGACUCUCAUCUGCAUGUCGCCAACCCUUGAUUUUACUGAUUAAUUGGACCAUGUUUCUCCUAUCGGCUUGCGAUAUUUAUACAAAUGGCCCUUGACUUUCCGUUGCCAACGCUUUUGCCUUUCCUAAUACCAAUUUGUUCUAAUUCUUUGUGACAUAACAUAGACUCGGUGUACUACAUUUUUUCAUUUAAUAUACCAAUUUCACCUGACCUGCUCACAAUUCACACGGACUUUUAGCGGUAAACGAGCGG
Umbelopsis ramanniana AG is the source of this 1493-nucleotide messenger RNA. RefSeq lists its product as uncharacterized. Gene Ontology annotation, molecular function: protein kinase activity; ATP binding. Lineage: Eukaryota; Fungi; Mucoromycota; Umbelopsidomycetes; Umbelopsidales; Umbelopsidaceae. The transcript is spliced from 9 exons. The record is from RefSeq and is a predicted model, not a curated record. Gene Ontology annotation, biological process: protein phosphorylation. Bases 121 to 1272 code for a protein of 383 amino acids.